UGUUAAAAAUGUUUAGAUAGGCUAAUUUAUUUAAGCCUUAGUUUAUGAGAAGAUAUGAUUAAGCAAAUUCUCCUCUUCAUUUAGCGAUAGGUGACACAUCUGAAUUAAGAACAAAGUUAUUUCCAGAGAAGAGGAGAAUCCCAGGAAGAAAAGGGAAAAUAAUCAUAGCAAUAGGUGUUUUAUUUUAAGUUUGGGGGAUAAUGCAUAUAGUGGAAGUGAGGAGAUAAUUUAGGUACGGUUGAAUGGCUAAAUAAAAUAGACGAAAAGAAUUAGAGUUGAAAAAGAUGUAGAGAAAAUCUAUGCCAUUUUAUUAAGCUAUGCAAGAUAUUAGAUAUUUAGCAGCAGAAGAUAAGAGGAACAUAUUGAUUGAAGAAUUAUUUGCUGAUCAUGGAUCUGAUUAUAUCAAAUAGAUUACUGAUAUUUAUUUCCAAAAAGAUGUGUGGUAUAAUAAUUUAUAAAGAAUAUAGGGUUCCAUUUAAGAAAAGAUCUGCUCAUCAAUAUACAAGAGCAACUAAGGACCCCUAUCCUUACUUUGAUAUUCCAGGAUCACGUUUCUUGCAUGGUUACGACGUAUACAAUAUUUGA
Paramecium sonneborni is the source of this 585-nucleotide messenger RNA. The record is from the annotation of a GenBank genome assembly. NCBI's taxonomy places the organism in Eukaryota, Ciliophora, Oligohymenophorea, Peniculida, Parameciidae.